AGACAGAGGAGGAAGAUUCGAAGAAAAAGAAGAGCAGCCAAGAAGGAGAAGAAGCAGCGAAGAAGAAGACAAAAAAGGAGCAUACCUGGUUAGUAGUUACGCAAAAUCUGAAGUUUGAUGUCGAAUUUCUCUUGCCCUAAUCGCAGCUCAGAGGGAAAAUGGGGAGUGAUUUGAAGACAUGGGUAUCGGACAAGUUGAUGUCACUCUUGGGAUAUUCUCAGCCUACAGUAGUUCAAUAUGUGAUUGGGUUAUCAAAGACAACUUCGUCACCCUCUGACUUCGUGGGUAAGCUUGUGGAUAUUGGGUUGUCGGCCAGUACUGAAACACGUGCCUUUGCAGAAGAGAUUUAUGCAAAAGUUCCACGUAAAGCUUCAGGGAUUAAUCUUUAUCAGAAACAAGAACGAGAGGCAGCAUUGCUAGUUAGGAAGCAGCAGACUUACACACUUUUGGAGGCUGAUGAUGAAGACAAUGAUGCUGGUGGUGGCAGUGGAAAUGGUUCUUCUGUUCUUCCAUCAUCUCAGUCCAGAAAAGCGGAUUCUCGCAAGAAACGUUUCAGGAAGAAGAUUGAAAAUCAGGAAGAUGAAGAUGAUGAGGUAGUUGCAAACAGUGAAGAAGAAAGACGGGUUAAAAGACGGACUUCUCAGGAUGAUGAUGAUGGUUCUGAGUCGGAGGAAGAACGAUUGCGUGACCAAAGAGAGAGGGAGAAGUUAGAGCGCAACAUCAAAGAGCGGGAUGCAGCAGCAACAAGGAAGCUAGCUGAGCCAAAAUUAACACAGAGGGAGGAAGAAGAAGCUGUUCGGAGAUCUAAUGCUUUGGAGGAAGAUGACAUUGGAGCUAUAAGGAAAGUUUCAAGGCAAGAGUAUUUGAAGAAAAGGGAGCAAAAGAAACUGGAGGAGCUCAGAGAUGAUAUAGAAGACGAGCAGUAUCUAUUUGAUGGUGUAAAAUUGACUGAAGCAGAAUAUCGUGAACUGAGAUAUAAGAAGGAAAUAUAUGAGCUUGUGAAGAAGCGGUCUGAAGAGGCUGAUAAUAUAGAUGAGUAUAGGAUGCCGGAAGCCUAUGAUCAGGAAGGGAUUGUAAACCAGGAGAAGAGAUUUUCUGUUGCUCUGCAGCGUUACAGGGACACAAAUGCUGGAGAAAAAAUGAAUCCAUUUGCAGAACAAGAAGCAUGGGAGGACCAUCAGAUUGGAAAGGCAACCCUCAAAUUUGGUUCGAAAGAUAAAAAAAAAUCUGAUGAUUAUCAGUUUGUGUUUGAGAACCAGAUUGAUUUCAUAAAGGCAUCAGUGAUGGAUGGAGUCAAUUUUCAAGAUGAGUUGCUCACUGAGUCCCUUGAAGAAUCUAUGGCGAAAUCAGCAUUUGAGAAGCUUCAGGAGGACAGAAAAACUUUGCCUAUCUAUCGAUAUCGAGAUGAGUUGCUUCAAGCAGUUCAAGAUCAUCAGGUUCUUGUUAUUGUUGGAGAGACGGGCUCAGGAAAAACUACUCAAAUACCACAAUAUCUACAUGAGGCUGGGUACACGGAACGUGGAAAGAUUGGAUGUACCCAGCCACGGCGAGUUGCUGCUAUGAGCGUUGCUGCUCGAGUUUCUCAAGAAAUGGGUGUCAAACUUGGUCAUGAGGUUGGUUACUCAAUUCGUUUUGAAGAUUGCACUUCAGAUAAGACAGUUCUGAAAUAUAUGACUGAUGGUAUGUUACUUCGGGAAUUCCUUGGUGAACCUGAUCUCGCAAGUUACAGUGUGGUGAUGGUGGAUGAGGCCCAUGAAAGAACUCUCUCAACUGACAUUUUGUUUGGUUUAGUUAAGGAUAUUUCACGGUUUCGUCCUGAUCUCAAGUUGCUCAUCUCCAGUGCAACUCUCGAUGCCGAGAAGUUCAGUGAUUAUUUCGAUUCUGCUCCAAUUUUUAAAAUCCCUGGCAGAAGGUUUCCUGUUGAGAUACACUACACAAAAGCACCAGAAGCUGAUUACUUGGAUGCAGCCAUUGUCACUGCCCUUCAGAUUCACGUGACACAAGAACCCGGUGAUGGUGAUAUAUUGGUCUUCCUCACCGGACAAGAGGAAAUUGAAACGGCAGAGGAGAUACUAAAACAUAGGACAAGAGGGCUUGGUACUAAAAUUCCGGAGCUCAUUAUAUGCCCUAUUUAUGCAAACCUUCCAACAGAGCUACAAGCAAAAAUAUUUGAACCCACUCCUGAAGGGGCACGUAAGGUUGUACUCGCCACAAAUAUAGCAGAAACUUCGUUAACGAUUGAUGGGAUCAAGUAUGUCAUUGAUCCGGGAUUUUCCAAGAUGAAAUCAUAUAAUCCCCGGACUGGAAUGGAGUCAUUAUUGGUCACUCCCAUUUCCAAAGCAUCGGCAAAUCAACGGGCUGGUAGAUCUGGACGAACGGGUCCUGGGAAGUGUUUUCGGUUGUAUACGGCAUAUAAUUAUUAUAAUGAUUUGGACGACAAUACUGUCCCAGAGAUACAGCGGACCAACCUGGCAAAUGUCGUUCUUAGUCUCAAGAGCCUUGGCAUUCAUGACUUGCUCAAUUUUGAUUUCAUGGACCCACCACCUGCUGAAGCAUUACUUAAAGCCCUGGAACUGCUCUUUGCUUUGAGUGCCUUGAAUAAGUUAGGGGAGUUGACAAAAGUGGGUAGAAGAAUGGCGGAGUUCCCUCUGGAUCCUAUGCUAUCUAAAGUGAUUGUAGCAUCGGAGAAAUACAAAUGCUCUGAUGAAAUCAUAUCCAUUGCCGCCAUGCUUUCUGUUGGAAGCUCAAUCUUUUACCGCCCAAAGGACAAACAAGUCCAUGUUGACAAUGCACGAUUGAAUUUUCACACUGGGAACGUCGGAGACCAUAUCGCAUUGCUGAAGGUCUACAGUUCCUGGAAAGAAACCAACUACUCAACACAGUGGUGCUAUGAGAAUUACAUCCAGGUUCGGAGUAUGAAGCGUGCAAGAGACAUACGAGAUCAAUUGGAGGGGCUAUUGGAGAGGGUUGAAAUUGAACUGACAUCAAACUCCAAUGAUCUAGAAGGAAUAAAGAAGGCUAUAACAGCAGGCUAUUUCCCUCAUUCUGCGAGGCUACAGAAGAGUGGAUUUUAUAAGACAGUUAAGCAUCCCCAGACUGUUCAUAUUCACCCCACCUCUGGUUUAGCACAGGUGCUCCCAAGAUGGGUUGUUUACCAUGAACUGGUUCUGACAACCAAGGAGUACAUGCGGCAGGUUACUGAAUUAAAACCUGAAUGGUUGGUGGAAAUAGCUCCUCACUAUUAUCAGUUGAAGGAUGUGGAGGAUUCUGGAUCAAAGAAAAUGCCUCGUGGAGAGGGACGUGCAUCUUAGGAUUGAUCAUGUGGUCUGCUUGGGGAAGAUAGGAGGUGCUGAGAGCAGAGUAUCAAUUGCGUCUUCAGCUUAGCAUGUUUGAUUCCUCUGAAGCCGGGAUAGUUGUCUCACUCGGGUUUUACGUAAUGGUCUUUCGCCCAAUUUUGGUGAUGCCGUUGUUGCAAGCAAUGGCAUUUUGUUGAUCCAAGCAUGCAAUUGUGGUUGCUCGACAUCAACUGUGGCUGACUUGAAUUUGUCAGUCUCAAGUGAAACUAAGUUGAGCUUGAGCUUGUUUGGAGGGGGCUUUGGGCAGGAGCCAAUCCCUAAAAUAGCCUAGAAUCAUAGAGUCCACUGUUCAUGCUGAUUGUGCCAAGUGGGAAGAAUUUACAUAGCUUAGACCUUAGGGUUUCAUUAAAAAUGUGAAAAAUUUUCCUCUUCAUUUUCAUUCAUUUUUGUAUAUAUGCAUAAUGUAUGUAGUGUUUGGAGAUUGAGGCAGUGUAGAGAGGAGAGUGGAAAUAGAGAAACUUUUCAUUGCAAAAAUUGAGGAAAUCAAAAGGUACAUGUUUAGGGUAUUUGUGUUCAUGAA
Messenger RNA from Camellia sinensis, 3876 nucleotides. RefSeq names its product pre-mRNA-splicing factor ATP-dependent RNA helicase DEAH1. The record is from RefSeq and is a predicted model, not a curated record. Gene Ontology annotation, cellular component: catalytic step 2 spliceosome; intracellular anatomical structure. Gene Ontology annotation, molecular function: RNA binding; helicase activity. NCBI's taxonomy places the organism in Eukaryota, Viridiplantae, Streptophyta, Magnoliopsida, Ericales, Theaceae.